This is a messenger RNA of Abrus precatorius (Indian licorice), 1527 nucleotides long. RefSeq names its product protein DETOXIFICATION 55-like. Gene Ontology annotation, molecular function: antiporter activity; xenobiotic transmembrane transporter activity. NCBI's taxonomy places the organism in Eukaryota, Viridiplantae, Streptophyta, Magnoliopsida, Fabales, Fabaceae. The transcript is spliced from 2 exons. The record is from RefSeq and is a predicted model, not a curated record. Bases 1 to 1527 code for a protein of 508 amino acids. Gene Ontology annotation, cellular component: membrane. Gene Ontology annotation, biological process: xenobiotic detoxification by transmembrane export across the plasma membrane.
AUGCUUGCAGAGGAGAAAUCUCAAAAGACAUACCCGACAGUUGCCGAGGUAUUGGACGAAGUAAAGAGAAUGACAGACAUAGGGUUGCCAAUAGCAGCCAUGAGCCUUGUGGGCUACAUAAAAAACAUGACCUUAGUUGUGUGCAUGGGAAGGUUGGGAAGCAUCGAGUUAGCUGGUGGUUCUUUGGCUAUUGGCUUCACCAACAUAACCGGUUACUCUGUCCUCUCAGGUCUAGCCAUGGGCAUGGAACCCCUAUGCAGCCAGGCCAUUGGUUUCCGAAACUUCUCCUUAGUCUCUCUCACUUUGCGCAGAACAAUUUUCAUGUUACUGCUAUUUUCUCUCCCCAUUUCUCUCUUGUGGCAUAACCUCGAAACCUUCAUGCUUUAUCUUCACCAAAACCCUGACAUAACCCAAGUAGCAAGCCUCUACUGUCGCUUCGCCAUCCCAGACCUCAUCGCUAAUAGCUUCCUCCACCCUCUUCGUAUCUAUUUACGCAGUAAAGGAACAACCUGGCCACUGUUAUGGUGCACGUUACUAUCCAUUCUUCUACACAUUCCCAUCAUCACUAUUUUAACUUUCAAACUUCACCUUGGUGUACCGGGAAUUGCUAUUUCAUCUUUUGUCACCAAUUUUAGCACCCUUUUUUUCCUUCUAUUAUACAUUUUCUAUACACGUGUCCCCAAGGAGUCUUUAUAUGUGCCAUUAUUAACACCUCGUCCCCUGUCACGAAAUUUAAUAACAAGUAACACUAUUGCUUCGGUAGGCAAAGAAUGGGGUGUGCUAAUGAAAUUGUCAAUACAAAGUUGUCUAGCUGUUUGCUUGGAAUGGUGGUGGUAUGAAUUCAUGACAAUUUCAGCAGGUUACCUUUAUAACCCUCGUGUUGCUCUAGCCACGGCUGGCAUAGUGAUACAAACAACCUCUCUUAUGUACACUUUGCCAGCAGCACUGAGUGCAUCAGUGUCCACAAGAGUAGGCAAUGAACUCGGGGCGGGGCAAGGUGAAAGGGCAAGGUUGUCAACAGUGGUAGCCAUAGGAUUAGCACUUGCAGGCUCAACUUUGGGUUUGUUGUGGACCACGGUGGGAAGGGAAAGGUGGGGGAGAGUGUUCACCAAUGAUAGUGAGGUGCUACAAUUGACCAUGGCUGUGUUACCCAUAAUUGGACUUUGUGAGCUAGCCAAUUGUCCACAAACCACAAGCUGUGGAAUCCUUAGAGGAAGUGCUAGGCCUGGUGUUGGUGCUGUUAUAAAUUUUUGUUCAUUUUACUUGGUGGGAGCACCAGUGGCAAUAGUCUUGGCCUUCGUUUGGAAACUAGGAAUGGUGGGUUUGUGUUAUGGGUUGCUGGCAGCGCAGAUCGCAUGUGUGGUGUCAAUUUUUGUUGUUGUAUACAAGACUGAUUGGGAAAGAGAGUCGUUGAAAGCCAGAAGCUUGGUGGGAAAGAGUUCAUGCGGCACAUUUCCACAUGCUGACCAAAUUACAAUGUGUGAAGAAGGUUUUGUCUUUCUCAAAGAGAACAACUCCGAAAAGUGA